CGAGCACCCGGGUCCCUCUUGUCUCUCAAGUUAAUAUUUAAUUCUAAUUAAAUUAGACAUUCGUGAUAGGAGAGGGACCAGCGGCUAGCCAAAUAGGCGUAUUUAUUAUUUAGGCUAUAUUUAACCAUCCUGACGCUUAAAACGUUUUAUUUAUACAGACUAUAUGCAUUUUUGCCUUUUUAUUUUGGUGAACGUGGGUUUGUACGUACCAAAACUGAAGUACCACCGAAAACAAGAGAAGUGAGUAAAGAAAGUUCAUAAUUAAGCAGCGUUACCAGCGGGUGUAAAAAUCUAUGGCUCAAUGCAGACGUCGGACCUUGCUGUGCGUGUGCUUCUCCUUCGCGCUGUUGGGAAAUAUCUUCAUCUACGUCACGGUGUCAGUCUGUAAGGCCAUAUCAGAGUCCCCCGUCACCAUUCACAUUGUCCCUGAUCGUUUCAUUGCCCCUGGGUUGGACAACUCUUCUGCUGUGGCAUCCCACCCAAUCAAACCCUUCUGGGACCUCCACCCAGAUGGGGGUGCUUUUUGGAACAAGCUUCAGAUCUCUUGGGACCGCAAAAGCAACCCCAUCCUGAGAGAGACCAUGGCCUUGAGCGAAGAUGCGGAGGAAAGUGUGCUCUCUCCGGCAGGCACCGACUGUAACUGGGUUCAGAGCUUGAAAUUGCGCCCCCCGAAGUUUGGAACCUGGCCUGAGCAAAUACAGGAGUUUGUCCUGUCCAUGCACUGCAGGGAGUACCCACUGCUGCUGGGCCAGCCCGAAACAUGUGGCAGCGAGGGCGAGGAGGCGCCAAUGCUGCUGAUGGCCAUAAAAUCGCAGGAGGGGAACUUCGAGAACAGGCAGGCAAUCAGGCAGACGUGGGGGCGAGACGGAUGGGUGAAGGGUCUGAAGGGGAAGGGGGGAAUGGUGCGCCGCGUAUUCCUCCUUGGCAAACAGGAUGCCUCCGCAGGACCCUUUGCAGAUGUGUCGGAUCUACUGGCUCUGGAGAAAGGACUCUACCGUGACAUCGUCCAGUGGGAUUUCCAGGAUACGUUUUUCAACCUGACGCUGAAGGAUGUGCUGUUCUGGCACUGGUUCUCCCACCGCUGCCCGCGAGCCCGCUUCGUCUUCAAAGGCGACGACGACGUGUUUGUGCGGACUCCCGUUCUCCUCGAUGCCCUGGGCCAGGAGGAGCAAAAUCCGGGAUCGGCACGGAAAAUGAGUGAUUUCAUUGUCGGUGAUGUGAUUAAGAAUGCAGUCCCACUUCGCGAAGCCCGAAACAAAUACUACAUCCCCGAGAACUUCUACCACGGGCUUUACCCUGCGUAUGCAGGCGGGGGAGGGGUUGUGUACUCGGGGGCUUUGGCUUUGCGUCUGAAACAGGUCUCCAGGAGUAUGCACCUGUUCCCCAUCGACGAUGUAUACCUGGGUAUGUGUCUUCAGCGGCUGGGGGUCAAACCCAUCCACCACCCUGGCUUUUUGACCUUUGACUUCCCAAAGGGAGAGAAUAAGCCCUGUGCCUACUACUCUAUCCUGCUGGUUCACAAAAGGACCCCCAAGGAAAUUCUUAAACUGUGGUGGGAACUGAAAGUGCCACAUCCAGUGUGUGUCAACAAUGUAACAGGUUUUCAUGAUGAUUCUGUGAACCGAGUUUCAGUAACCCGCCCAUUAGCCCCCAGAAACAUUUGGCCAAAUGUACAUCCUUUUUCACUUUAACUCAUAACUUUAGUCUGCCUUUACCUUUACCAUUAAGGCAUGGCUAUUUUUAUUUAUUUAUCAGAACAGUCUCAGCUACAUGAACAAUCCAUGAAACCAUGUUAUGUCGUUGUAUUAUGUGUGUGAACUGCAAUGAAAGACCCAAACAAAUUCAAGUAGAAAUACUUUAAAACCCUAUUUUUAUCCAUGUUUUUGUCACACCUAGGUCUUGUGUGACAUAUUUAUAUUAUUCUAAGCAGACCCAAUGGAAAACAAAACCAUGCCAAGCAUCAAGCUAUAGACAUCGAACAAACAAACUACAUACAGCUACAUGUGCUAGCCUAACUAUGCGAGGCUGCAAAGAGGCACCUGGCAUUCUUUGCACAUCCAUGUACCCCUGCCGUGUGGCCUUGCAGUAUUCACUGUUUCUGUGGCCUGUUGUGGUCCGUUUUGAUUUUCCUUUUUCUUCCUCUGCUCCGUGUUGGUGGAGGAUACUGGCCUCCGGAUGCUGAAGCCCAAGGUGGUCACAGCCCAGUGGCAGGUGCUGGUUCUGGUUCUGGUGCUGGUGCUGGUGCUGUGGCUUUACCCUGAGAGACAUAAAAUAGACAUUAAAAUGUUGUUAUGGAAUGCUGAGACUUAUUUUACUAAAUGUAUGAAAUGUAAGUAACAAAAUUGACUGACUCAAAAUGAGAUAUGAACAGCAGCCAAAAGCAAGGUUUUAGCUCAUUAAAAUGUCUCUGUGCUUGGGCAUUUACCAAUGUAAAUAGUAUAGUUGCAGCCAUGUUGCAUUAAUGAUGAUAAUAUUGAUAUAAUAUUAAUUUACAGAUGUAUUGGUGUGCUGUUCCUCUUUAAUGAGAUGGUACACAUUAAUGCAGAUUCUCUGUUGACUGAAGCUUAAUAUUGCUUUUAUAUUCCUUAGCUCCGCAUUAUAGACUUUGAAGGAGAAAAUGAACCCAGAAGUGAUCCGUUUAAUUUGGCAAUAUAUCUAGUUGUCACUUUUGCCAAAAGAAGGCACACUAUUAUGUCGCAGGGAGACAUUUGCUGAGUCGGAAAAAACAGAGAUCGAACAUGGAGGUGUGAGCCAGCCCUUUUCUCCUUACAGCAAUGUUUAUAUUAUAUUUUAUUUUCUUUUUCUAUUUUCACAUAUUUAAAAUGUUGUUUUUUUAAUUUUUUAAUUUGCAACAACAAAGACACAGGAAUUACAGACAGAUAGGAAGGUAAGGGUGCAAUGUUUAUAUACAGUAAGGUCGUUGACUGUUCUUUGACCAGGCUCAACUGUGUUUUGCAGUUUCUGGCCAUCACCCCACCCAGAGGAGGCAGGAAUCUAAACAAUCUUGAUUUUCUUCCACUGAAAUCACUGUGUUGUUUGUGCAAAUUCCAUGCAUAAUGUUAACUACAUAUUCAUUUUUAUUUACAUCUUAUUCAAUUAAUUUAUUCACAAAGUUCACUUUUGCUUGUUAAAAUUUAAAAGGCUUUGAUCUUAUGCAUGAUUUUGGUCAUCCUUAU
Messenger RNA from Anguilla anguilla (European eel), 3176 nucleotides. Its product is annotated as N-acetyllactosaminide beta-1,3-N-acetylglucosaminyltransferase 2-like. The coding region runs from base 294 to 1691 and encodes 465 amino acids. The transcript has 2 exons. Gene Ontology annotation, molecular function: hexosyltransferase activity. The record is from RefSeq and is a predicted model, not a curated record. Gene Ontology annotation, cellular component: membrane. Lineage: Eukaryota; Metazoa; Chordata; Actinopteri; Anguilliformes; Anguillidae.